CACUUAUUCACUUGACGUCCCACAGAGUCCAAGUUCCAAGUUAUGAGUUUUUUCCUUCAUUUUGACUUUUAGAUAUUAGACGUGUCGUAUUUUUUGUUGCGUUUUUAAACAAAUUGAACUAAAAUGGGGUUAUUUACAUGUCUUUUUAAAUUGGCGUUGAAGAUAUUAAUAUAUUUUGCAGUAUUUAUAUCUGUUAUUCUCCUCAUUCCGAAUUUACCUCCAUAUACGAAGUUCACCGCUAUAAAGCUUGAACCUACACAGCCUAGAAGUGGAGCUUUAGCUCCUAAUGCAGCUCUUAAUAAUGCGGAUAAAUUAUUUACCAAUAAAUUAAUUGGACCUGAAUCAUUUAUAAUAUUUAAUGGUGAACUUUAUACUGGUCUUGCUACCGGUGAAGUUGUAAAAAUUUCACCUGGCGGUCAUAUUACUUUUGUUACGAAAAUAGGUCACCCUUGCACUGGCCUUACACAAGAACAUAUCUGUGGCCGUCCUCUUGGACUAGAGAUAGAUGAAAAGAAUAACUUAUUAUAUGUAGCAGAUGCAUACUAUGGUAUUUGGAAAGUAAAUCUCAAUAAUGAUAAGAAACAGCUACUUGUUUUGCCAAAUGAGGCAAUAAAUGACAGAUAUCCAAAAAUAUUUAAUGACAUUGCAUUAGACAAGAAUGGCAAUCUGUAUUGGACACAUUCAUCAAGUGAUUAUGACUUAAAGGAUGGUGCAAUGACACCACUUUCUGACCCAUCUGGGAGAUUGUCAUUUUACAAUUCAAAAACUAAUAGAAGCGAUGUGCUUCUUGAUGACCUCUGGUUUCCCAAUGGUGUAGUUCUAUCACCAGAUAAUCAAUUUGUAUUAGUGAGUGAAUCAAAUCGCUACAGGGUAGUUAAAUAUUACAUUAAUGGACCCAAGAAAGGAAAGACUGAAGUUUUUGCAGCGGGUUUACCAGGAGUUCCAGAUAAUAUGAAAGUGUUGCCCGACGGCUCCGGUGUUCUUGUGUCAUUGUACGUCGCCUUCGAAGAUGAAUAUCCAGUCCUUAGUCGGACACUCGCCGAGACACCGUUAGCAAGGAAAUUCUUAGCGCGUCUUAUUAGAAUUAUAGAAAUACCUUUCGAAUUUCUUAACGAGCAAUAUCCACAUGUCAUAUUUGAGGAAAUUGUAUACAAGAUUGGACAUUUCUCCAGUUUAUCUGGUAUUUUACCACCAAUGUCUGGUAUAUUGCAACUAAACUGGGACGGCGAAAUAGUUGCAUCGUAUUUUAAUACAGACAAAAGUAUCGGUAGAGUUAGUGACGCUAUUGUAUAUAACGAUAAGUUGUACAUAGGAAGCCCACAUUCAUCGUAUAUUGGAUCCGUUGCAGUUCCACCAUUUAUAAAGAAUGCCUUUUCUAAGACUCGAGCAGGUGUGGAUAAUAACGCGGAAGUAAAAAAGACACAACCCAAAGUUGAAUCGGCACCUACUGCUAAAAUAGUUCAGAAAUCAGAAACUGAAAAGGUGAAAGUCGCUGAAAAGAUAGAUAUACCUAAACCUCCAGUACAAAAAACUAAAGAACCUGUACCUGUGCAAAAGCCAUUAGAAAAACAACCAAACAUCGGUAAUCAACAGAUAAAAAAAGAAUCAAGUAAAACAGAAAAAGAUGACGUAAAAGUAAAUAAACAAGAAACUGUGACGAAACCUAAGCCUGUUGAACCAAAACCAAUCAAACAAGAAACUGCAAGUACGCCUAAACCAGUUGAGACUAAACCUAUUAAAGAAGAAACAAAACCUAAAAAAGUCGAAACUAAACCUAUUAAAGAAGAAUCUAAACCCAAAAUAGUAGAAACAAAACCCAAGAAGGAAACUGACGACAAACCUGAACGAGUUGAAAGUAAACCAAUUCAACAAGAAAGUGUAACAAAGCCAAAAACUGUUAAAAAAGAAUCAAUUAACCAAGAGUCUAAAACUGUUCCUGUGGAACCGAAAAGUGCACCUAAAAAACAGACUGUGCCGCCGAAAGGAACGGAAAAUGUUAAUACUAAAACAGAACCAAAAACAGGGCAUAGCAAAGAGACACCUAGUAAAAUACCUAAAACAGAUGCUAAACAAAAUGUUGUGCAACAAGAACCAGUCAAGGCAGCUAAAGUCGAGAAACCUGAGGGUAAAAAACAACCAUCACAGUCUACGGACAAAGAUAAAAUAAAAGUUGUGACUCCAAAUGGACCCAAAAAACCUGUCCCAGAUCAAAUUCCAGUAAAAGAAGAAAUCCCGUCCGAUAGAGUCCAGCCUCCUAAGGAACCAUUGAAAGUAAUAAAAAAGACUGGACCAGUAGAAAUCCCUAAUCCUAUCUAAAAUAAGGUUGUGGAACAUUUGUUAAUUCUAGGUUAUAACGGGAUUUGAGGUUAUGACACCAAGAGAAAUAUUUAUUUAAGAAAAUAAUCACUAUAUCUUUUUAAUUAUAACAAACUAAUAUGGUACAAAGAUAUCAUUAAAAGUAAAUUGAGUCAAUUAGAUCAUUCCAGAUCACAUUCCUAAAAAUUAUGUUUUGAAAAAUUUAUCUAAAUUAAGUACAAUAUAUUAGAAUUUACAAAGAACAUUGAUGUUCUCAUAUUAGUUUUGGAUCUCAGAGAUUUUGGCUAUAAAAUAUUAAAGUAUUAAACAAUGAGGCUGAACAGUGUGUUGGAUAAGUUAUGAAAUUUUUUGAAUAAACAUUUUUUCGAAUCAAGCAAGAUCAAACAUAUAGUUUAUAUAUUUACAGGUUACCAUAAAAAAGUGCAAUAAAACGUAUGUAAAUAUUGCAAACAUUCUUCCUCAUAUUGUUUUAUUAAUCUCGUGUUUUUAUACAUUUUUCUACGUGUUUUUUAAACUUACGUUGUUUUUUUUUUAUUUUGUUUAAAGUUGUAAAUGUAAAAAUAACGCACAUUAUUUUUGAAUAUUUUUUUGUAUUGAAAAUAAAAUUAUUUAUA
Messenger RNA from Papilio polytes (common Mormon), 2930 nucleotides. RefSeq lists its product as uncharacterized. The transcript is spliced from 6 exons. Gene Ontology annotation, molecular function: strictosidine synthase activity. The coding region runs from base 124 to 2316 and encodes 730 amino acids. Gene Ontology annotation, biological process: biosynthetic process. Lineage: Eukaryota; Metazoa; Arthropoda; Insecta; Lepidoptera; Papilionidae. The record is from RefSeq and is a predicted model, not a curated record.